GAAAGAUAAAUACUCUGGGGAAAUAUGCAGCUUUGCAAAUGUAACAAUGCCUGAAUAAACAUACUUUUUAAAGAAACACAAUAAUAAAAGGCUACAGUCAGCAACUUUUUUCGUAACAGCGAAAUUCUAGGAUAUUGACCAGGACUGGGUCCUUGGUGAAUAACUUUUAAUAGCGAAAUAUCAACUUAGAUCCAAGUUGCUAAGUUUGCAAACUGAUCUUGAUGUUUUAUUCCUUUGUAUUUAUGGAGCUGAGGUGGGGAAGCGAGGUGGCUGCUUGCGGCAUUUCAAACUUUCUGAAAGUUAAAUAUCAGGUCAUCAGGAGUUUGUGCGUUUUGCCCAGGCUCUGGUCUCCAACGCUGUGGUUUCUCUGGCUGUAACCGCCUGUAAGUUCACGCUGUCUGUUUGAACGACCCAUCUCCCGGUGAUAGGAACGCACUUUCGCGCAAGGAAGCUAUAAAAUCACUGAGUGGUCAUGGGUGGGGGUGAGAGAAUAUCUGCUUCUGCAUUUCCCUCAACCAAAGUGGCGGAAAUCCAGUCAGUAUCAGAUGAAUGGCAGGCGCCCGAGUGGUUGUUUGGCCAAUCUUUUGAUGAUCAACACCGCCCCCCACCCCGCCCUUUCUCUCUCUCUCUCUCUCUCUCUUUGCUGCUCUUUUUUUUCGCCCGAGUCUCAGAGACGGUCCGCCCCCUCUUAGCUCACUUCACAGUUGCCAGUCAGAGAGCUGCCUCUGUAAGUGAGUGAGAGAGAGUGUGUGUUUACUUCCUUUCUACCUGUGUCCCACCAGCGCACGGGAACCAGCCCUUUUGAAGUGAAAGCGAGAGGACACACUUACGGAUCCUUGGGACUAUUUUGCCUUUUGCUGGGGAGGGGGACGCCGAAACAGCCAUCGCUCCCGACCCACCCCCCGGAUUUCUUUUUUGUCCAGUUUUUGUCGUUGGAACCUUCUGUUCGGAGAACUCGCUUUGCUGUCCAGGGUUUGCAUCACUGAAGUCAAGCUCUGGGACAAGUUUGAAUGGGAGAAAAAGUUUAAGCAGAGAGACGAUUGGAGCGGCUGGUUGUACUAAUUGGUUUGGAAGGGAGUUGGGUGGAGGAGGGGGGAAGAGGGUUUGAGAUGGGACGGCUGAUCAGAGUGAGUUGCCUGUACACCCUGACCUGGUGGUGGUCGAUCCUGGGCAACCUGGCGAUCAGCUCGAUCGAAUCGGAGCGCUCUGAGAGAGAGGGCAGAUGCCAGGCCAUUGACAUCCCCAUGUGCCGGGACAUCGGCUACAAUAUGACCCGCAUGCCCAACCUGAUGGGGCAUGAGGACCAGCGCGAAGCGGCCAUCAAACUGCACGAGUUCGCGCCCCUGGUCGAGUACGGCUGCCACACUCACCUCAAGUUCUUCCUGUGCUCCCUGUACGCGCCCAUGUGCACCGAGGAGGUCUCCAUGCCCAUCCCCGCCUGCCGGGUCAUGUGCGAGCAAGCCCGCCUCAAGUGCUCGCCCAUCAUGGAGCAGUUCAGCUUCCGCUGGCCUGACUCCCUGGACUGCAGCCAGCUGCCCAACAAGAACGACCCCAACUACCUGUGCAUGGAGGCGCCCAGGAACGGCUCCGAGGACGCCCCCCGCGGCUCCAGCGUCCUGCCGCCCGUCUACCGGCCCCACCUCCGGGGAGGCAGCAGCCCCCAGGAGCUCUUCCCCUUCUCCCAUGAGAGUCCCUCCAAGGCGGCCUGCGAGAACUACGACAAGUUCCACCGGGUGGAGAAGAGCGCGUCGUGCGCCCCUCUCUGUUCCCCCUCGGUGGACGUUUACUGGGCCGCUCAGGACAAGAGGUUCGCCUUCGUCUGGAUCGCCGUCUGGUCGCUGGUCUGCUUCUUCUCCAGCGCCUUCACCGUCCUCACCUUCCUGAUCGACCCUCAGCGCUUCAAGUACCCGGAGAGGCCCAUCAUCUUCCUGUCCAUGUGUUACUGUGUCUACUCUGUGGGCUACAUCAUCCGCCUGUUCGCUGGAGGGGACAGCAUUGCCUGUGACAGGGACAGUGGCCACCUCUAUGUCAUCCAGGAGGGCUUGGAGAGCACCGGCUGUACCAUCGUCUUCCUGGUCCUCUACUAUUUUGGCAUGGCCAGUUCCCUCUGGUGGGUUAUCCUCACACUGACAUGGUUCCUGGCUGCCGGCAAGAAAUGGGGCCAUGAGGCCAUCGAAGCCAACAGCAGCUAUUUCCACCUAGCCGCCUGGGCAAUCCCUGCCAUCAAAACCAUCAUCAUCCUGGUGAUGAGGCGUGUGGCCGGAGAUGAGCUGACCGGCAUCUGUUAUGUGGGCAGCAUGGACGUCAAUGCAUUGACUGGCUUUGUGCUCAUCCCGCUGGCUUGUUACCUGAUCAUUGGCACUUCGUUCAUUUUGUCUGGCUUCGUGGCGCUGUUCCACAUCAGGAGGGUCAUGAAGACAGGUGGUGAGAACACGGAUAAACUGGAAAAACUGAUGGUGAGGAUAGGUGUUUUCUCGGUGUUGUACACUGUCCCCGCCACCUGUGUCAUCGCCUGUUAUUUGUAUGAGCGCCUCAACAUGGACUAUUGGAAGCUGUUAGCAACGCGGGAGAAAUGCAAAGGGGGCAACAAUUCGAAACCUCUGGACUGCACCAUGAGCAGCUCCAUCCCGGCGGUGGAGAUUUUUAUGGUCAAGAUAUUCAUGCUUUUGGUGGUGGGGAUCACCAGCGGCAUGUGGAUUUGGAGUUCCAAGACCCUGCAGUCUUGGCAGAACAUUUGCAGCAGAAGAUUCAGAAGAAGGGUCCGCAGGAAACCUGCCAGCGUAAUUACCAGCAGUAGUGGGGUCUCCUACGGAAAAGCUCAACCUCCUUUGAAAGCACAUGGGAAAUAUGAACCCGCACUCCCACCAACUUGUGUUUGAAAUGAGUAUUGCCCCGAACAUGAGUUUGUCCAUCUCUUUUCCCCUUCUUAGUUUGUGUAUAGGGUUGGUCCAGGAGGCAAAUGACCCAAAACGGGGAAUCUGAAGACAACUUGCCUACAGUGACAAUGUUAAGGAAAAAUAGAUUCCAUUGCUGGCAGCACUGCUAACUUGGGCUGGAUGCAGAGGUUCAAAUAAAGGUUAAAACGUUUGGAGCUCAAAAUCAUCAGGGAUGUGUGUGCUCCCACAGCAUGUGUUCUGCUGUAAUUCUGGAUUGACUUAACAGUUCAAUCAUCAUAUUUUGUCCAGCUCAGCAACUAUUUACCUUUUAAAAUGAAGCCUUCAGGGAUAAGUAGGGUCUCUUCAAAAGAUUCAGUAUCUUGUGGAUAAGCAAUAUUCUGCUGAAGAUGGGCAGUUUUAACAAUGUGCAAUAGUUUCUUUUUCUCUCUCUUUUCAACAAUCAGCUGCAGAUAAAAGGCUCACAAAGAAUCUUCUUCUGACAAAAGAACUUAGAGGUAUGGGCGACAGAAGUUCUUUAAUGACACAUUUUGCUUUCUGAUGGAAAUCAGGCCAGUGUCAGACAAGUUGAACUGAUUUGUAAACGGGCGAUUCAAAGAGACCCACGAAGCUUAUCGACUCGUCUUAUUGUAAAGCUAAUUCUAGCCAUGAAUAGAUCAACAAGCACUAGAUAAAACAAAGAGUUUGUGUGGACAGGGAGCCCCUGUGAUCUUGUAGCUCUUCACUUGCUUUGUGAAGCACAUUGGGACAUUUGUAUAUAUUUGUAAAAUAUAAUUGUUGUCAAGUUUGUCUAUUUUAUAAAAUAAAAUGUUUCUUUAGUUUGGCAAGAAAUCUGCUGAAUAUGGACAAUUCUUAAAAAGCAAUCGUUUCACAGCAAACUGUCUAGAAAGGCAGUGCCUGGGGUUAAAAUGCAAAGCUACUGCCUGCUAAACUUGAUUUAUUGCUGCUACGUGAAGGCAGAAUAUUAAAGAAAAGGGCAGGUCAGACCUGUUGUGAACAGAAUUUGCGUGACGUUAGUUAAUUAAAGUUGUAAGUAAUUGGAGCUGCUGUGAUGUUCCAUUUUAUAUUGACUAUAACAUAAUGGCAUACUUUAAAAUAUUUAAAAAGGGAUAGUGUUUUACUAAAUGCCCAGCUGUAAAGUUAAUUAAACUAUGCUGAUUUGUAUUACCACUCCUAAGGGUUGCUUAGAGCAAAAUACAGCAACUCAGCAACUGAGAUUCUGCCACUUCAAAAACAAACAUUUAUCACAGUGAAGAACAGCCUCAACAAAGUACCCUUUAAUAUAUUGUUAGAAAUAUAGAACACCAGAUACAAGCACCUUUUUAAAAAGAA
Molecule: messenger RNA, 4226 nt
Organism: Chiloscyllium plagiosum (whitespotted bambooshark)
Lineage: Eukaryota; Metazoa; Chordata; Chondrichthyes; Orectolobiformes; Hemiscylliidae
Gene: fzd10
Product: frizzled class receptor 10
Biological process (GO): canonical Wnt signaling pathway; non-canonical Wnt signaling pathway
Cellular component (GO): membrane
Molecular function (GO): transmembrane signaling receptor activity; Wnt-protein binding
Source: RefSeq, a predicted model, not a curated record